AUGGCAGAGUCUGAAAAAUCUCCUGACAACAUGGCUAUCGAAACGAGUGCCGAAAAUAUCUCACCAACAAAUGAACCUGAAGUCAUGACUGCUGAAUGUGUUACAAAUUCACCAUCCUCUAACGCUGCAGCUGGUGAUGGCAUACAAAUUGAUUUAAUUUCAAUAACUCCAAAAAUUAAAGCUGUGAGAAUAAAUGAACCUUUACCGUCAGCAUAUCUCUCUCAACCAAGUCCACCAUCAUACCCACCUUGCAUAACUGAAGGUUUGGAACAAUUUAAACCCAUAAUACCUUUUGAGGAACUUUCGUUCGAAGAAAAAAUUGGCCAUGGCUCCUUCGGUGUUGUUUACAAAGUGAAAUGGCAAUCACGACUCGUAGCAGCCAAAGAAUUCAUGGCAAAUCCCGAUCAAGCAGAGGCUAUUGAAACUGAGGUUAGGCAACUGUCUCGAGUAAGCCAUCCCAAUAUUAUAGAGCUUUAUGCCAUAACCGCCAAUCAACAAUCAAUAUACCUCAUUAUGGAAUUUAUGGAAGGUGGUUCUUUACACACAUUUCUACAUGGCAAAGUUAAACCAUAUUAUUCGACCGCACAUGCCAUGAGUUGGGCUUGCCAAUGUGCAGAGGGCGUCUCCUAUUUACACGCCAUGAAACCAAAGCCACUAAUUCAUCGCGACUUAAAACCACUUAAUUUGUUACUUACAAACAAAGGGCGGCAUUUAAAGAUUUGUGAUUUUGGUACUGUUGCCGAUCAGGCAACAAAAAUGACCAAUAAUCGCGGAACAGCUGUGUAUAUGGCACCAGAGGUGUUUUCAUCAUGUAAUUAUGAUGAAAAAUGUGAUGUUUUUAGUUGGGCGACAGUAUUAUGGGUGGUGUUGAUGCGUCAACAACCUUUUGCAGAAAUUACAAAUGCCUAUUCAAUUCAGUGGCAAAUUCAUAAAGGUCAUCGUCCACCUAUGAAUCCGAAAAUUCCUCAACCAAUACAAAACCUCAUGCAAGCUUGUUGGCUUAAGGAACCCGCAGAGCGUCCACCUAUGGCACAAGUAUUGGCAUUUAUGAAAAGAAUAACGGCAGAUUUACCGGGUGCCGAUGAACCAUUAGAAUAUGAAUUCAAACAUCUUCAGAUUGUUUGUACGGAUACAACACAGUCUACGGAUAGUUAUCAACUUGAUUUUAGUAGUUUGAGAUCAACUGAGGUCUCGGACUCAACAUUAGAUUUGACGCCUACAAAUUCGGCAAAACAUUCAAAUACCUCGGACUCCUCGCUAACACCUACAAACAGUACAGAGGGGCACUCUAAUUUUCUGGUUCCACCAACAACACAUAUACCGACUGCACGCAUUUCUGGCUUGACAUGUUGGGAUGCCAUUCCGGAGGAGUCUGAGUCUUCUGCAUGUCCGCAUGAGUCUAGCGCAGAUAUAUUUAAUUUGACGCCAUCGGCAUCGGCAUCAAGACGUUAUGAAACCAUGCGUAGCGGCCUUAUGCAAAAAGCUAAUAUCAAUAUGAAUCCACUGACAAUCGAUGUAGAUCCGCGCGCCUGGGACUUAUUUCGUGCAAGAAAUGAUGGCAAAGAGGGACUUACCGUUACCGAAACCAAACCGAUGACGACGAACAGUUCAAUGGAUGACCGAGAUUUCAAUGCGGCCGCACAUGAAGUUGUGGAGGAAAACGAUGACAGCGACGAUCCACCGUUAGCCGAAAUGCUAGAUCCCGAACUACAACCCGAACAGCCGAUUGCCGACAAUGAAGAAUCACAAGCCAUUUACAGAGACCAUCGACGUUUAGCCAAAGAAUAUUUACGCGUAGACACGCGGCUCUACUAUGCGCAGGAUUUCAAGGAGAAGAUUCUACUCGGUUUAGAUCCCGAAGAAAGACAACAGAAACAGGAGAUGUUGCGCAAAAUUAAGGAGAAACAAGAGCUCUUGGAACUCUACAACAAUUUGAAACAACAACGUGAAAAUCUACUCGCCGAACAGGCGCGUGCUGUGGCACAUCCGAGGGGUGCCGAGGUGACACAACAACAGAUGGAGUUGCUUGCGGGCAACGCGCGAUUAAUGGCGCAACAACAGACUAGUGCCGAUGGCAGCGGACAGCAACAACAGCCGCAGGAAAUGCUCGCCGAUGACGGUUGGGUGGUCAUACAGCGCAAUCAGAAUGCGUAGUUUGCAUUCGGUUAACAAUAUUAUUUUAGUUUUAAUUAUUUGUUUUGUGUCUUGUUUUUUUUGAGUAAUCUUAAGUGAACGCUAGGGUUUAAACGCUUUCAAAGUAAGAACAAGAGCAGCCAGUUACGGAGGAAUUAAGAAAAAAGAAGCCAUGUCAUUAAAGAAGAAUUAAGCAUUAAUUUUUGUGUUAAUAAAUAAUAAAUAUGUAUAGGUGAAUGUAUUGUUGAAUAUUCUAUGUAUGUUUGUAUGUGUGUGUGUUAGUGAUUUGACCAUUUUUCUGUUCUCUAUUAAAUAGACAUGCCAUAUGUGUAUGCAUGUUUGAGUCAUUGUGUAAAUCUUAUGUGGAAAAUGUAUUCUAUAUAAUACUGUUAUUCGAAAAUUGAUACAUUUGUACUGUAAUCAGGUGCAAGAACUCUAUACCAAUAAAGUUAGUAAUGUAAAUAUGUAAUUUAAUCAACAGAAAAAAAUGU
This is a messenger RNA of Ceratitis capitata (Mediterranean fruit fly), 2624 nucleotides long. Its product is annotated as mitogen-activated protein kinase kinase kinase 7. Lineage: Eukaryota; Metazoa; Arthropoda; Insecta; Diptera; Tephritidae. The transcript has 10 exons. Bases 1 to 2154 code for a protein of 717 amino acids. Gene Ontology annotation, biological process: protein phosphorylation; positive regulation of canonical NF-kappaB signal transduction; JNK cascade. Gene Ontology annotation, molecular function: ATP binding; magnesium ion binding; MAP kinase kinase kinase activity. The record is from RefSeq and is a predicted model, not a curated record.